Molecule: messenger RNA, 4642 nt
Organism: Saitoella complicata NRRL Y-17804
Lineage: Eukaryota; Fungi; Ascomycota; Saitoellomycetes; Saitoellales; Saitoellaceae
Product: kinesin-domain-containing protein
Exons: 3
Coding region: 104-4570 (1488 amino acids)
Biological process (GO): cytoskeleton-dependent intracellular transport; microtubule-based movement
Cellular component (GO): microtubule; kinesin complex
Molecular function (GO): microtubule motor activity; ATP binding; ATP hydrolysis activity
Source: RefSeq, a predicted model, not a curated record
CCAAGUACUCCGCCAAAAGACGCGACGACCUUUGAUAAACCCGGCCGGUUCAUGGCUCAAUAGAUUUCUAGUACGCACCUCUUUGAACACUCAUUUGUGUACCAUGGGGCCUGUGUCCAAUGCUGGCCCCGGUGCUGGAAACAUCAAGGUUGCUGUGCGUGUUAGGCCGUUCAAUGCUAGGGAACUCGCUCGGAAUGAGAAAUCUAUCGUAUCUAUUUCCAACAACCAGACGAUACUCACCCCACCAUCGACGUCCAAGUCGGCAUCAUAUCAGUCACGUACAUUCACCUUCGAUGCAGCCUACAAUUCUUUCGUUUCCUCCACAGACCCUGAAUAUGCUUCUCAAGCCCAUAUCUACGACUCACUCGGCCGUGAACUGCUGAAUCACGCGUUCGAGGGAUACAACACCUGUAUCUUCGCCUACGGUCAAACUGGUUCAGGAAAGAGCUACUCAAUGAUGGGCUACGAAGGCGAAGAAGGUAUUGUGCCGAGGAUGUGUCAGGAGAUGUUUGAGAGGGUGAAGCAGCUGGAAGGGAAGGAGGGAACGGAGUGUAGGAUUGAGGUGUCGUAUCUGGAAAUCUAUAAUGAACGCGUACGCGACCUUCUCAAUCCCAAUCCGAAGGCAAAGACGCAUCUGAAGGUCAGGGAGCAUCCCACACUAGGUCCAUACGUCGAAGACCUCUCGAAACUUGCUGUUACUUCAUAUGCUUCCGUUUCCUCACUCAUGGAUGCCGGGAACAAAGCCAGGACUGUUGCCGCGACGCAAAUGAACGAGACUUCUAGUCGUUCCCACGCUGUAUUCUGCAUCAGUUUAACACAAACAGAGAAGGUUGGGGAUGGCGUGGGCGAGAAAGUGAGUCGGAUCAGUUUGGUGGAUCUGGCGGGAAGUGAAAGGGUCAAAAGUACCGAAGCUACUGGAGUACGGCUGAAAGAGGGAGCGGAAAUCAACCGAUCUCUGUCGACACUUGGUCGCGUCAUCUCGGCAUUGGCAGAGAGGGAUAAGUCCGUGAGCAAGGGAACUUCCACAAGUGUGAUUCCGUACCGUGAUUCGGUAUUGACAUGGCUACUGAAAGAUUCAUUAGGAGGGAAUUCGAUGACAGCAAUGAUCGCUGCUAUCAGUCCUGCUGCAUGCAAUUAUGACGAGACGUUGAGUACAUUGCGGUAUGCGGACUCGGCCAAGAGGAUCAAGAAUCAUGCGGUGGUGAACGAAGAUCCGAACGCGAAAAUGAUUAGGGAGUUGAAAGAGGAGCUCGCGCAGCUGAAAUCUAACAUGUCUUCACAUCCUUCUGGUCCUAGCACUGAUGAGACUGACGUUCCUCUGGAAGAGCAGUUUGUCAGUAUCAGGACUGCGGAUGGCACGGUAAGGCAGGUUUCGAAGGCAGAGAUCGCUGAGCAACUACAUGCAAGUGAGAAGUUGAUGAAAAGCUUGCAGGAGACAUGGGAAGAGAAGUUGGAGAAGACGCAGCAAAUCCAGGCGGAGCGGGAGAGAGCUUUGGAGGAUCUGGGGAUCUCGAUUGAAAAAGGCGGGGUUGGGCUGCAUACACCGAAGAAAAAUCCGCAUCUGGUGAACUUGAGUGAUGACCCACUGUUGGCUGAGUGCUUGGUUUACCAAGUGCGGCCUGGGAUCACGAGAGUGGGCAACGUGGAUGCGGAUGAUCAUGCAGAGAUCCGGUUGAGCGGGACAAAGAUCUUGGCACACCACUGUCACUUCGAGAACAUUGAUGGCAAAGUCACUAUCUACCCUUCCCCAGACGCCGUGGUAAUGGUCAACGGCCUCCGCAUCGAGGAGCCGAAGAGGCUAAAAAGUGGAUAUCGAGUGAUCCUGGGCGACUUCCAUGUCUUCAGGUUCAACAACCCGGAGGAAGCCAGAGCGGAGAGGAGAAUCAGGCAUCUGAGCGGAAUGUCAGUGUCUGCUGGACAGAGCCCAUUGCGCGUAGGAACACCUUUGUCACCAGGUAGAGAUAGUGAUGUCUUUGAAACUCAAUCUGAGAGUCCGUUUGAUGCGCCCGCAACCGUGGCUGCACCGGGGGAGAAUGACUGGCUUUUUGCCCGACGAGAAGCGAACUUGUCCAUCCUUGGAAGUGAUCUGACGAUGGAAGAAUUGGACGACGACCAACUUGAUCAGAUGUUCGAUGACCUUCAACGUAUCCGCACGCUGCGCCGUGUAAGGCCGCGCAGUAGAGGCGCCUUACCAGACGAUGAUGUCUGGUCGAGCGGCUCCGUGUCCUAUAAACGCGACACGCACUCUUCGCUGGGUACAAUGAUGGACGCGAUGAGUUUGGAUACCAACAUCACAGUGCCGACGGUACAAAACGACAUGGAGGAAAAGCUGCGAAGGAUGGCGAUGGAGGCGAACGAAAGAUUGGAGAAUAAUGGGAUGACGGAGCGCGAGUUGGCUUUGGCGAAAUGGGUUGUGCAGAAAUGGAAGACACGACGGGAUCUGAAGCUGAGUGAAGUCGUGUUGAGGUAUGCUGUACUGCUUAAGGAAGCUCAGGUGGUGGCCAAGGAACUUGGACUGGAUGUGUCAUUCCAGUUGACGGUGCUGGAUGAUGUAGUUGUGCCGGUGUCUCCAUACGAGGGACGUGAAGCCUCGAUCCUCGGUCUCACUGAUGAUGACGAGGACGAUGACCUACAAUCGGCAGAGAAGCCAUGUGUUGCAGUACGGGUUGCUGAUUUGCAGGCUAACGCUGUUUACUUGUGGUCGCUCGGAAAACUCGAGAGCCGCGUGCGGAAAAUGCAGGCUCUCACGGGCAACCUGGAUAGACCGGAGUUUCGACAGCACUUUCGUGUGGACGGCUUCCUCGAUGAGCAGAAGCCUACAUACACGCAUGUAGGCACCGCUGUUCUGCCACUUGCGGUUUUAACGAGUUUGGCUGAGCAGGCGCUUACCCUGGAUGUGUAUUCACCAUACACGUCUAAUGUCGUUGCUGUAUUGAAGGUUCGGGCGUCGCUUGAUGUUCUUGAUCUUGAUUCUGAAGGCAUUACGGCUAACCCAAGAUUGAAUGUUCACUACCUACGCAUCGACACCCUUCAUGGCCUGUCAGAACGUGAGGCGUCCGAACUCCAUCUUCAAUGCUCAUGGCCGUUCUCGCAACAUACCAAGCCAGUGAGAAAGUUUGGAGACGAAGCUGUCCGGUUUGAGGAGGACUUCACUUGUGGAGACCUCGAAGGUUCUACAGUUGACAAAGGUGGAGACAUCCGCCUUCAUCUCUUCGGUCGCAUCACUGAGAACCACAUCGAACGUCUCCUGAGUUGGGACCAAAUGCGUGAGUUGACGACGCUCGCCGGUACUGAGCACGGUCGUCGUCCUGAAGGGGACUUCAUGACGGAGGAGCGGCACGACGUGACUGCUGCCAUCCAGAUCCUUGAACGGAUGGCCACGGGGGAGUAUGGGCCUGUUCAUGUUAUUUGCGAGAAUGACUUGGAUCCGGGAUGCUUCAUGCUCCAUCUUGGUGUGCAACGGCGCAUCCAGAUCCGGUUGAGUCAUGGUUCAGGGGAUCAAGAGGUGUGGUCAUCGGUGCUCGCCAUGUCCAUUGGCCAUCCAAGGCUGCUGGCGUCGAAGCCGAAUCAUGAAAAUGAAGCCGACUCCAGGGUUGGUCUCCGCUUGCUGAAAGUCUCGGGGGUGCAAGCGACGGAUGACCCUACCGCUACUGUUGGCUUGGCGUCCUGGGACAUUGGUGGUCAUGAUGUCGCUAUGCUUGAGCAAGUGACUGCGUCAAGCGAUAGAGUUCUGCUCACGCUGAACACUACAGUACAAUUGGCUAAAGUUGCCGAGCCGAUCACAUGUUCGGUCGACAUCUCAUUGAAGAUUGUCGAACGCGACGCCAACACUGCUCCAGGAUUUCUCACCCGAAUCAUGUAUCCGUCACAGAAAGUCUGCCUUUCAGCAUAUGAGCACUUCGCGCUGACGAUGUCUCCCGAAGGUGCUAAGACUGCACGCGACGUGUGGAGGAUGAAUACUGCAGAGAAAUAUGUACGAGGUGAGGAGAACCUUGAUGGAUGGUUGUCCAGAGGAAGAUCUUUGAUUGAGGACUGGGCGAAGGCUGUUGCGAUGCAGAAGAGAGCCGCCGAAGUUGCGGUUGCAGCCAUGAUACAUGUACAAGACGUCCCAGUCAGGACGACAGAGCAAAGUGAGGAAGUUCUAUUCAAUUACGUGGCGCUGUGGAUGCGACGCGCACAGGGUACUGUUCCAUCUGGAUCUUCUUCCCAAGCUUUAGCUUCUUUGGCUGAAGUAGCACCGCGGAAACUCAUAUGUGCGGUUCAGCCGAUCAUGAGGACCAGCUCUGUUAUCAAGACUGGGUGGCUAUCCGUACUUGAUAGUCAAACUCAGCAAUGGAAUAAGCGCUGGUGGGUGUUGCGCCGACCUUAUUUAUUUCAGUACACGACGUCUGGCGAGGAGGAGGAAUGCGGAUUCAUUAUCAACCUCAAUGAAGCCAGAGUUGAUCACGCUCCAGCAGCUGCGACGGAUCCCGGCGUUGAAAACACGUUUGCAAUAUAUACCCAAUGGAAUGCGGUGAUGUUACAGGCGGUUAAUAGAGCAGAAUACGAGGAUUGGAUUGCGAGGAUUUAGGGGAGUGCGGAUCAUGGCGUUUUGCAUAGGAUACCCAAGAGUUACAGCUAAUUGCAUGUACGAGAAGAAGAC